AUGAGCUGGAACGAGGAAUUUCGCUUUCUGAUCUUUACCGAUCAGCCCAUGUCAUACUGGGAAGACGGAGAGAAGAUUCCAAACGUGCAGUUCCGAUACCUGAAUGCUUCAAUGUUUUCGCGACUUGCGAGCAGGAGGACUGCUGUCGAAACAAGGCUGCAGCACGGUUACAAACUCUGUGACUGGCGAAUGGCAUACGGAGAAAUCUUCGCAACAUGGCUCCGGCAAUUUGACUUCUGGGGCUGGGUGGACUUCGACGUGGUGCUUGGCCGCCUGGCCUUUUUUGGCUUCAACUCCUCGGCCCUGGAACGGCGAGACGUUGUUGGGGAGUUUGGAUGGCCUGCACAGGGCCCACUGACACUACUUCGCAAUCGUCCUGACGUGAACCGGCUUUGGAGGAAGCUGCCGGACGUUGCGACAAGGCUUAAGCGGCAUGACAUCCAACGUCUCAACGAGUGGGCGUUUGGACGCCUGCUGUGGAAAUCGUCGCUGGAGCGCCUCCCUCGACCUUUCCCAACACAGCUCUCGGCAUCAUCUCGCCACGGCGACGGUGACAUCAUUUGGUCUGAAGGCCGCCUCUGGCAUUUGCCUUCAUGCGGCGAGGCAGGCUACCUUCACUUCUCACGCUGGAAGGCUGCUUUCGAAGGCAUGACGUCACUGCCAACUGGGCAGGCAGUGCAGCUUGGCCCGCGUGGUGCCAAAGAGCCCACAGAAACUGCUUGGGCAAAGCUGGAGCGCUGUCGGCGAACAGAGGCUGGUGCUCGCUUCGCAUGGGACUGGGACGAGCGUACCCCGGAGACGGCUUUUUUCGCGAGCAAAAGGGGCAGGAACCACCGCAGGAUAAUUCCUCCCUCCACUAAUCAGGCUGCUCAGGAUGCGGUGCUAUCGGCUCUUCCUGCUUGGCUAGCCGUAUAUGGCAAGCUUUGCGAAGGACUUAUGGGCUCCAUGAAGCCUACAAUCGGGAUGAAGAAGGUGAUAUGGCUUUGCAAACUCAACGGAAGCAUCAACAGAACCAGCCACACUUGUACUCGCAAGGCAGUGCAAGUGCGGUCGUCAAGGAACAUGAGCUCCGAAGAUGUCGGAAAGGUGGUGAUGUGCGGGCUGCCCAGAUGUGGGAAGACGUCUAUCAGCAAAGUGGUGUUUCAGAAGCUCUCGCCGCACGAAUCACUUUUCCUCGAAUCUGGCAUCAAGUUGGAGACGUUCACCAUCGUGCACAAUGCUCUUCUGCGUUUGAAGUUGGUGGACUUCCCUGGCAACCUGCUGCUUGAUGACUCUCUCAGCCUUCAUCCCUUGGAUGCAUCCGUUUUCAGCGGGCCCUGUGCGGUCGUGCUCGUGAUUGACGCCCAGCAGGAAGAAGCCUACACGACGAGUGUGACCAGGGCGAGGCGAGUGAUAGAGUUCGCCUGCAAACGAAAUCCGGAUGUCACUUUCGAUGUAUUGCUGCAUAAGGUGGACGGUGCCAAGUUCUACACUGACGGCAGAAAGGAGGAGUGCAAGAAGGCCGUAGAAGAGAAGCUCACCGAAGACAUGUCAGACAAGGAGAAAGCCAGUAUCUCCUUCCACUGCACCAGCAUCUAUGACCACACGGUCUUCGAGGCCUUUAGUCAAGUCGUACAGAAGCUGAUACCAGAGAAGCCUACCCUGGAGAAGUGUUUGGAAGCGCUCAGUCAGAACACCCGGAUGGAGAAGGUCUAUCUCUUUGACGUCGUUUCGAAGCUCUACUUGGCCGCGGACAAGAGCAAUUCGGAGCUCUCCUGGUACGAGCUUUGUGCUGACAUGGUUGAUGUGGUGAUUGACAUCGCUUGCCGCUUCACCGAAGCCAAGGCUGCUUUGGCAAGCGCCUGGAAACAACAUGGGCCGAGCAUUGGAGAGGCGGUGCUGCACCAAGAGGUGGAGGACCUCCGCUGGCGCAUGGGCCUGCCACCUCUGUCCGACUGCUCCAUGGGUCCUAGCGACUGGCUCCUUGGCGCGCCUGAUGCCCAAGCCUGCUUGGGCCGUGAUUGCUCCAGCAUCGACUUCCUCAAAUUUGACACGAGGACGAUUUUUUUCUUCAUCGUGUCGGUGGCCGCAGCUUCUGCUUUGGGAGCUUUCGGCUUGACUUACACAUGGACUCGUACAGAAGAUCAGUCGGAUGAGCUGCCAGAAUGGCCGCAAGGCCCAGCAAGGAACGACGGAGUAUGGACUCUUCAGCCACAAUGGCAAGAGCCGUUAGAGGCUGAUAACCCCCGGACCUACCAUGAGGAUGCAGAGGCAGAGAUUGAAGCGGCGAAUGAAGCCGCGGCAACGGCUCGAGACCCUGACAGUGUGUUCGAAAGUGGGCUGGACAGCUUUCUUGGCGAGGAGUUCGAACCUCUUGCCCUCGCUAGCGAGCAUGUGUCAACGCCAGAGCCGAGCCCACCUCAGAACGCCGCAGUGGUUGGACUUACAGUUGCACCCAUGCACCUGCCCCUGCCGGCUGCAAGUACGCCUCCUUUGCACCCUCAACCAAGUGUUCCCACAGGGGCUUUGCAGAUUCCACUGAAUCGUUUGCUGCCGCCUCUGCCAUUGCCGGACACGAGUGCAGCACGUGCCCGUGCACACAGUGAGGAAUUGGAUUUGGAUGGCAGGGUGCGUUCCUUUCCUGCUACCCCGGAGUGGUCAAACGUUUGGUUCGCUGGGCCCGAGGGGCCCCGGCGUGCGCUGACAGAGUCGCAGCUGAUUCCAAGCAUGGCAUCAGGCUUCCCCGGCUCUGGCGCUACAGCGGCGGGAUGGCCCAGGCAAAUCUCGCACUCGCACAUACACGAGCCAGUUGAGGAGUUGCACGAACGACCCGAAAGGGAGAGUGAGUUGCACCGCGGUGUCAUGAACUCAGUGCAGCAGCUUCUGGAAGACGAAGCCCCAGAAUGGGCUGGGCCGGCCGAUCCGGUUGUACAGAGCUCUCAAUGGGGCUUCUCCUGUCCAGGACGUUGGGCUGAUGCCGUUGCAGAGGAUGUCUACGACCCAGAGACCGCAUGGUUUGAGCCACAGCGAAGCAGUUCCGUUGGCCACGCUGUGGAGCCGAAGCAGCGCUCCAGGAGAAGGUCCAAGAGACACAAGCAGACUGCGCCAGAGCACACGGGGCCCUUGGGUGGUGAGUCGACAGAGUCGACGAUAAGAGUCCUUCAGUUGGAACAGCUACUGAUGCUGGACGAGCGCAUUCCAAGCUUCCAGGAGCCAGCCCCAGCUCCGGUGGGCAAGCAGCCACGCCGAGCCACCUCCCAACCCCCCAUGUCUGCGAAAGCAAAGCCUCAAUCUCGACCACGCCCGCAGAAGGAUCCCAAGGCCAAGGCUCGCGCCCCCCUACAGGCACAAUCUCAGAGGAGGCCCUCCAAGCAAUCCCAGCAGUCACAGCUUGAGACUCAGGGAAGAGAAGCUCAGCGCCGACCCGGCAAUCCCAAAGCCAGCAAAGCCGAUGGCUGGCGGCCGGGUCGAGAGUCCGAGUGGUCAAGGCAUGUCACACAUGCCCGGUCCCCUGAGGGUCCCAACCCAGAGGCUGUGCCCCAAGAUCUCGCAGCCCUGGCACCAGAACAUGUCGGACAAGAGCGGCCACAAGCAAGGCCCAACAGCGAAGCUCGAGGCUCGCGUUCGCAUCCAAUUCGAAAUCAGGUAGACAGCCGGAGGCGUCCCCGUUCAAGGCCAAAGAUGCCGACGUUGAGCGCGCUGCCACAGCGCAGCGGCCGAGCUUGGCGUGCAGGGCGCCGGUCCUCCGAGUCAGACCCAGCCGCAGGCUUGGAGGACAACAAGGAUGCUGGAUGCGAAUUCCAGUUGCACAACGGCGCCGUCCUGGUCCUGAGGGAGGUCGGCCACUGCUUGGCACUGGUUUGUGUCUUCCAAGGAGAUGAUGCCUGCUUCGAUCGCCAAGAGCUGUUGGAGCAUAACGUGGAGGUCUUCAAGGAGGCAUUGAAUAAAAUCUGCCCGGUGCAUCUUCCAAAGCCGCGACCUCAGCUCGCAGCAUUGACAUUCGGAAGCUGCGGGGUUGGCGCUAAACCGGCCGCUGCACCGCGAGGCCAGGCCUGGGAGCCGCAAGGACACGACAACUGGGAAGCUUCCGUGCGGGUGCGCUGCGCCUUCACGGCCCUGCAGGCGGUCACCAGCCUUUGCCGCUUCCCAGACCUCGAGGUCACCAUGUCUGAGUCCAUCGAGGGCUUGCUGAGACCAGCAUGUCUUCUGGUGCAAAGCCUGCAUCCGGCCUACGAGCAGGCUGUGAUUCUGGCAGACGACGGGGGCAAGAGCGAGGAGGAGGGUGGCGUGGCUCCCUUCGUGGCUCAGACAAUGGAGCUCAUCCAGGCCAUGGCUGUCCGAGUCAAGCUGAAGCCGCUCCUGAAAAACAAGUUGAAAAACUUGCUUCAGCUCUUGGUGCCCUUCAUGCGCAUCACGGAGAAUCAGGCAGCCUCCUGGCGAGCUGACCCAAACGAGUUCCUGGUGCAGGAGGAGGACGAGCAUUGCAGGGGCUGCACCAUACGCGUCUCUGGUGAAGGGCUGGUGGGCCAAAUGCUUGACAGCUUUAAGCGCGAAGCCUCGCGCGCUGUGGCGGCGCUCGCCACGGAUGUGUUGGAGCGCGGCGAAGCUGGGCGCAGCUCAGGCGAUGCCGCUGCUUGGAAGCUGACGGAGGUUGGCUUGUUCGUGUUCAGCAUAGCGGUCGGCGAGGCGACGGUGAAGUCGCUGCAGCGGAGUGAGUUGGGCCCCUUGGUUCCCAACACCUUGCAGCUGGCUGCAAGGCUCUGUGCUGACCGGAACGCUUCGGAGUUUUUGCGCGCUCGCGCAUUCUCGCACUUACAUCGGCUGGGCGACAUCUUUGUGCUCAGCCGCUGCAGUCGUAUUGCUGGGUGCUCGAGCCUGGGUCAGUCCAUCGUGGCCAAAGCAGACCAAGCUCUCGGCAGCAAAGCUGCAGAUGCUGCAGAGGGAGCUUCCCUGCCGCAGGACUCGCCUUGGGACGCUCUGCGGCAGUCCGAGGCUCUCUACGGAGAAGCCGGCAGUACCUGGCGUGUUGAGGAGGCCGGGCGGAUCCUCAACAGCAAUGCCUUGGAGACUUUGCAAACCUGGUUCCAGCCAGCAGCAGAGGGGUUGGACUCGGAAACCUCGGACGGAGUGGACGAUGCCUUGGCUGGUCUGCUGAAGGAUGAAGUGCCUUACGUUGUGGAGUUUCUGUCAGACAAGCAAUUCCCGGGGCCAAUCUGCCGGGCCUUUUGGCAGUCUGAGCUGUACCUGCGUGAUUUUCAGCAGGUGGCGGGCCAAGCGCCACUGGAGGAGUUCACCCAGACGGCGAAGCACGUCACCGAUAAGAUGGAGGACGUGAUCCAAGAUGGCUCCGAGAUGCCACAGGCCCUUGAUCGCCUGGUGACACGUCAGCAGUUUGGAGCUGCCGCUCGCUUCGGAUACUUCCUCCGGCGAGCCAAGCAGCGCUUGCGGCUGGAGUCCAUCAUGACAGGGCCCGUCGGGACUCUCGAAACCUACGUGGCGGAAAUGUCGGCGCAACAGCAGGUGGAGCUCGUGCGUGCGGCCAGCCGCGAAGCUUCUUCGGCCAUCGUUGUCCGCGCGACGGCCCUUUUCGGCAAAGCCUCCGAACUUCUUCGUGGGGUCGCGGUCGGCGAGGUCUCGCCGCUGCCGUUGUCGUCGGAGGGACGUGUCAGGCUUGCCGUCGAAGCUGUGGCAUUCGGGGCAUCCCUCUUCGAUGCUGAGGACUGUCUCAGGCCUGGGACGCUACGGCGCAUGCAUUGCUGGGCACGCAUUGUGCUCAUGCUGUGUAUCGAUUACGUCACUGCGGAUUUUGCCAAGACUUCGAUGGAAGCGUUUGGCCGUGCAGGCAGCGUUUCGCUGGACUCCGAAAUCUCGGACGGAUCUGGUGAAGCCAACGAGUCGGCGUCACCGAAUGUCUCAACCUCAACCACAAGAACGACCACCAGCACUGUACCCUCAACCUCAACCUCCACAACUUCCACGUCCACACUGUGGCAGGCCACGGCCAUGUCAACUUCGUCCAGCACCACAUCAGCCACGCGGCAGGCUGCGGCCACAUCCACGACGAACACCACAGCGACAAGCACGCAUACUCGAACAGUUAGCAGCACAUCGACAUACUCAACGAGCACAACCUUGGACAGGAACACAACGUCGACUUACACCACAAACACCUCCACGACCUCUAGAACGACCUCAACGGCCACAUUGUCAACCCUCAGCACAACGACGACAACAACAACGGUCCAUGUCGUCACGCUCACGGGCGUGAUCCUAACCCAAGUGUCAACUCCUUCUCGGUUUCUAUCCGAUGCGCAGGUGCCACUGGCCCUGGCACGGGCAAUGGCCACGCUAACUCAGGCCAGGAGUGCCCGCAGACUCCACGCACAUCUUGCUGAACGUGGUGGAUGCCAGGCGGCUGUCAAGCUGCUGCAUGCAGAUGCUGAGUUUGUUAAGCACCGCAGAACCGUGUAG
Messenger RNA from Symbiodinium sp. CCMP2592, 6450 nucleotides. The record is from the annotation of a GenBank genome assembly. Lineage: Eukaryota; Dinophyceae; Suessiales; Symbiodiniaceae.